This is a messenger RNA of Patella vulgata (common limpet), 3133 nucleotides long. RefSeq names its product hemicentin-1. NCBI's taxonomy places the organism in Eukaryota, Metazoa, Mollusca, Gastropoda, Patellidae. Gene Ontology annotation, biological process: cell-cell adhesion. Bases 71 to 2899 code for a protein of 942 amino acids. The transcript has 11 exons. Gene Ontology annotation, molecular function: cell adhesion molecule binding. Gene Ontology annotation, cellular component: cell-cell junction. The record is from RefSeq and is a predicted model, not a curated record.
CAUAUUAUACUUUUCAUGCUAACGAUGCCAUAUUUAAAUCUUUUCAGCCCCUUCUGUACAGUUACCAAACAUGACAUUAGUAGCAUCCGAAACCACUGUUACAACAGGUGCUUCAGUGACCCUAACAUGUUCUGCAUUUGCCCAAGACGAAUUAAGCUGGCUAGGUCCAUCUCGUGUGAUCACAAACUUCAUGAAUGGGAAUGGGUGUUUUAGAUUGAGUGAAACAGACGCCCCUGAUAUAAGCCAUAUAUCAAUAACAUGUGGUUCUGGAAGUGGUGCAUUAAGCGAUUGGACAAUAAGUAUUCUAACUAUUAACAACUUCGACCCAGGGAGAGAUACAGGAUAUUGGGGAUGUUCAGAUUUUACCAAAUCUAUAGGUGAUAGUGUGUAUUUGAAUACAACAGACGCUGGAAUUAAAAAUAUUAAGAUAACAUCUUCAACUGGUUUUAUAUCUUCAACCAAUGAGCUAACUUUACUAUCCGAGGAAUCCGAUGUUUUAACUUGUACAGCCGAAUGUACUGGCAUCUGUCAAUAUAAAUGGAUGAAAGGAACUGAUUUAGUAGCAUCAACAAGUCAGCUUUCGUUAAAUAAUAUCAACUCUACUCUGGGAGGGCUGUAUACAUGUAUUGCCACUUAUAAUGGUUCGGAGCUAAAACGGUCAUUAAGAUUAUACGUUCAAGACAGAAGUUCCAUAACAAUCAAUCCACCGGGUGAUAUUAUAACAGUUAAUGAAGGAGACAAUAUAACAAUAACGUGUUCUGUUGAUAGCUACCAAUGUAAUAACAUUAAUGGUAUAACCUGUGCUGGUAACUACUACCUAUGUAGUAACAUAAAUGGUAUAACCUGUACAAAUAUAUGGGAUGCAUUCUAUAACACUGGACAAUUAAACUCAAUGGUGAUCAACAUGGCUAAUCGUACAAUGACUGGGAGAUAUAGAUGUACCCAUUUUGAAGAUGACUGGUCAUCAAAUACUCACACUGGAAUUUACAAAUCUAUACAAUUACAGGUUCAAUAUGGACCAUCACCAGUAGCAAUAACACCAUCAUCAGACCCAGUAACAAUAACAAAUGGAGAAUCUCUAAGCUUCAACUGUUCUGCUGAUUGUCAACCAGAUUGUAGUUAUACAUGGAAAUAUAACAAUGUUAUUGUCUCUAAUAUUUCUACUUAUAUCAUCAGUACCAUUCGUAACAGUCAAAGUGGCAUCUAUACCUGUACAGCAACCAACACAUUAGGAAACAUGACAAAAUCUACUAAUGUUGAAGUGAAUUAUGGACCAUCAACGGUAGAAAUAACACCGUCCUCAGACCCAGUAACAAUAACAAAUGGAGAAUCUCUAAGCUUCAACUGUUCUGCUGAUUGUCAACCAGAUUGUAGUUAUACAUGGAAAUAUAACAAUGUUAUUGUCUCUAAUAUUUCUACUUAUAUCAUCAGUACCAUUCGUAACAGUCAAAGUGGCAUCUAUACCUGUACAGCAACCAACACAAUAGGAAACAUGACAAAAUCUACUAAUGUUGAAGUGAAUUAUGGACCAUCAACGGUAGAAAUAACACCGUCCUCAGACCCAGUAACAAUAACAGAUGGAGAAUCUCUAAGCUUCAACUGUUCUGCUGAUUGUCAACCAGAUUGUAGUUAUACCUGGAAAUAUAACAAUGUUAUUGUCUCUAAUAUUGCUACUUAUAUCAUCAGUACCAUUCGUAACAGUCAAAGUGGCAUCUAUACCUGUUCAGCAACCAACACAUUAGGAAACAUGACAAAAUCUACUAAUGUUCAAGUGAAUUAUGGACCAUCAUCAGUAGUAAUAACUCCAACAUCAGAUCCAGUAACAAUAACAAAUGGAGAAUCUUUAAACCUCGUCUGUUCUUCUGAUUCUCAACCAGAUUGUAAUUAUACAUGGACUUAUAACAAUGUUAUAGUUUCAACUUCUGCUACUUAUACUAUAAACUCCAUUACUAAUAGCCAAAAUGGUGUUUAUACCUGUACAGCGUCCAACGUCAUAGGUAGUGCGAUUAAAUCUACCAACGUUGCUGUUAAUUAUGGACCAUCACCAGUUAUAAUAACACCAACUGAAGAUCCUGUAAUUGUGCAAUAUAGAGAAAAUGUUAGUCUUGUCUGUUCAUCUGAUUGUAAACCAGUUUGUAAUUAUAGAUGGGAAUAUAACAACGUGGUAGUUUCUACUAGUGCUACUUAUACUACCCCUAUCACUCAAAAUGGCACUUACAGCUGUACGGCUAGCAAUGCUAUUGGAAGUGUCACAGAUUCUUCAAAUGUUGUAGUUAAAAGUUAUAUAAAAACAGUUGUCGUCCUAUCAAAUGGCACACCAUCAACAAUGGAACCAGGUAGUUCAAUAACUAUGACGUGUGAAGCGGAUUGUAUGCCUGUACAAAGCUGUAAUUAUGUGUGGAAAGACCACCAGAACAACAUUCUCUCAGUGGGAAGGGAGACCACUCUUACUAAUGUAGCGACAUCUGACACUGGGACUUAUACUUGUAUGGCAAGUAACGACAUGUUAAAAUCGGCAUCAAUCGAGGUUGCGAUUAAACAUGCACCAGAUGUAGAACGCAUGGUUAUUCACAGAACACCCAACCUGUCCUCUUAUGACAAGGGAUCGAGUCUUACCUUAAGCUGUUCCGUGAGCUGUGUUCCCGACUGUAUAGUUCAAUGGAGCAAAGGAAUGACAGUGUUUACAACUUCAAAUGGUGUUUUGUCUUUAUCAGCUUUAGAAAUGGAUGAUGCUGGAACAUACACGUGUUCGGCUGGUAAUUCAAUGGGCGGUCCAAUCGAGAAAAUUACUGAGUUCACUGUUAAAGUAACUAUCUCUGGAACUGGAUCUGGAAGCACACCUGUCUUUUCCUGGAUGAUAACUGUGGGAUGUUUGUUAUAUGCUUUAAGAAUUUAUUGAUAUGUUAUAUUUUAAUGUUAACUUUGAGAUUUCCCGGUGUCAAUUUGGACUUCAUAACAUAGUAUUUUUUUUUUAUUUUCUUAUAUACAGCCCUUUAUAAGCACUCAUAACAAAUACUGGUAAUAGACCGGGAGCCCAGGGGGUCAACCUAGCUGAAAAGUGUACCAAUUUUCUCCUAUAUGGUAUCAAUGUAUGUAUAUCUGGUAUCAUCAGAAUGUAAGUCUGCCGGGUUUC